UCUCGUCCGAUCAGCAGCAAGAUCAGCAGCAAGAUCAGCCGAUCGACACCACAACGAUCAAACACAUCGCUCUCGGCAGCAGACUCGACUCCCCUUUCCCGAUCGAACGUGCCAUCGCCGCCAUGUCGACGAAGCUGGAAACAUGGGGCAAUGAGGAGAGCAUGAACAUGAACAACAUCCUCUUCCAAAAUAUCAUUUCGUCGCCGUAUUUCAAGUCUUUGUACGAGAAAAAGACCUAUCACGAAGUCCUGCACGAGAUCUGCAACCAUGUUCAGUCUCUCGAGCCGUUCAUGCGAGGCACGGUGGCCAGCACGGCGUUCUGCUUGCUCUACAAGAUGUGGACGCUUCGACUGACGAUCAAACAGAUCGAAGGCAUGAUCAACUACUCGGGCAACGCACACGUUCGGGCAGUUGGAUUCAUGUACCUUCGUUACGUCUGCAAGCCUGCCAACUUUAUGGACUGGUUUGCAGAUUACCUGGAGGAUGACGAGAUGGUGCAAAUCCAAGGUGGCGUUGCUCCUCGCAGCAUCACCAUUGGACGGCUCAUUUUCAUGCUCCUGACAGAGCCCAAAUGGCUCGGCACCAUUCUCCCGCGCAUUCCCGUCCCCAUCGCGCGCGACAUCGACAAGUAUCUGAAGGACAACCCCCCGAGGCGAAGCGCCAAGGACGAGAUGGAUGUUGAUCGCGGACGCGACCAGGGUCCUGCUUCGACACGCAGCCGAAGCCGCAGCCCCGAAGACCGGCGAAGACGGAGCCGCUCACGCGAAGACCGGCGACGACGAAGUCAUUCCCGCGAAGACCGACGGCGGGGCGGGUAUCGAGACUCGAGUCGCAGUCGCAGUCGCAGCCGGGAUCGGCGAAGACGGAGCCGCUCACGCGAAGACCGACGGCGACGAAGCCGGUCCCGCGAAGACCGACGAAGAAGGCGCAGCUACAGCCGUGAGGACCGACGGCGCCAGAGAUGAUACGGACAAAGAGAUCGUUGCCGGGGCAAAGAUGCACGAUCAGGAUGGGCAGCGCUUUCUGAGCAACCAAGCCCAUCUCCAUUGCGCAAUCCCAAGAUCCAAUAUUGAUGAAUGAUGUCACCCGAUGGCCGUUUGUUGCCCCUCCCAUCGAUCAUGUCUGGGUUCUGGG
Messenger RNA from Polychytrium aggregatum, 1134 nucleotides. Its product is annotated as putative RNA binding protein. The record is from RefSeq and is a predicted model, not a curated record. The coding region runs from base 123 to 965 and encodes 280 amino acids. The transcript has 6 exons. Gene Ontology annotation, cellular component: precatalytic spliceosome. Lineage: Eukaryota; Fungi; Chytridiomycota; Chytridiomycetes; Polychytriales.